Molecule: messenger RNA, 3650 nt
Organism: Oncorhynchus nerka (sockeye salmon)
Lineage: Eukaryota; Metazoa; Chordata; Actinopteri; Salmoniformes; Salmonidae
Product: tight junction protein ZO-2-like
Exons: 22
Coding region: 76-3627 (1183 amino acids)
Biological process (GO): protein localization to cell-cell junction; establishment of endothelial intestinal barrier; cell-cell junction organization
Cellular component (GO): plasma membrane; bicellular tight junction
Molecular function (GO): cell adhesion molecule binding
Source: RefSeq, a predicted model, not a curated record
CGUCCUCCCUCUGUAAAACAACACACAGAACCGUCCAGACAACCAGGUGGACCUCCGGCGCAGGGGGCAUCCGAAAUGAGAGUAGGCCUUCGACACAGUGGACCGAGAAGCAUUGCUCAACAAUUUCGAGCCUGGAAUGGAUACGUGACUGUAAACAGGAAGAGCUCAGGAAUGGAGGAGACUGUUUGGGAGCAGCACACUGUGAACCUACAAAGGGACUCCAAGAUGGGGUUUGGUAUUGCCGUGUCGGGGGGACGGGACAACCCCAACGUGGAUAACGGAGAGAUGUCAAUCAUCGUGUCAGACGUCCUACAGGGUGGACCAGCCGACGGACUCCUGUUUGAGAAAGAUCGUGUGAUCCAGGUCAACUCCAUCCUCAUGGACAACGUGCCUCAUUCCUUCGCUGUGCAGCAGUUACGCAAAUGUGGGAAGACCGCCAAGAUAACGGUGAAGAGACCUCGGAAGGUGGCUCUCCACUCCCUGAAGCACCCCCCCUCCCCCGGCGGCGAAAGUCGAGACUUCGGCACCACCCGUUACUACGAUGCCGAUGACAACCAGAGUGACGGUGGCUGGCAACGUGGCAACGGUGGGACCGGUUACACCCACGAGCCUCGUGACCUCACCCCCGACAACAAGAACUACCUGGACCCCGACUACGGCAGCCGCGGUAAUCGGGGGAGGAGCCGGGGGAGGAGCCAGGAGAGGGCAUCGCCGAGCCCCGAGCAUCGCCGCGACAACAGCAAGGGGCGGGCCUUGGACCGGGAGCCGCCCAGUCCCGAGAGGCUGCGGUAUCCACGGGAACGCAGCCGGGGGAGGAGCACGGACCGGGAGAGAGGGGGAGGAGGGAGUCCAGGUGGGAGGAGCUACGGCCGGGACGACAGUUACGAGCGUGGAGGGGGGAGGUACGGGGAUGUGGGAGGUACUGGAGGGAGGAUGGUGAAGAGUAAGAGUAGAGACCAACUCCAGGAGCCUUCCUCCCCGGACCUCCCAAGAGGAGGAGGAGGCGGAGGAGGAGCUAGAGACCUGGAGCCCCUGGAGAAACCUGUUAACGUCCUGCUGGUCAAGAACAGACCCAACGAAGAGUACGGUCUGCGCCUGGGCAGUCAGAUCUUCAUCAAGGAAAUGACCAGUACAGGACUGGCUACCAAGGACGGAAACUUACAGGAGGGAGACAUCAUUCUCAAGAUCAAUGGGACAGUAACAGAGAACCUGUCUCUGAACGAUGCAGGGAAGCUCAUUGAGAAGUCUAGAGGAAAACUCCAGCUGGUCAUCCAGAGAGACCGGAGACAGAUCCUCAUCCGUAUCCCGCCCCUCGUCGACUCUGACUCCGAACCUGACGAUAUUUCAGAGAUGGAGUCCUACCAUUCCUACUCUCCCCAGGAGGACAGGAGAUCUCGCCACUCUGACCUCUCCUCCCAUUCCUCUAAUGAGAGAGACUACCCCAGACCUCUAACCAGCCUGGAAGACUCUCCAAGGGUAGCCAAGAUGUCUGCCAUGGCCUCACCUUUCAGGCUUCCCCCGCUACAGGACCCCCCCGCCCCGGGCCCUGCCACCCUGGAAUCAGAGGGUCCGCCACGCCUCGACGAACCACCAGCGUCAGCAAAGACCACUCCUAAGAUUCUGCUACGUCCCAGCCCAGAGGAGGAAGAGCUCUACGGGGCUAACACGGUGAUGGUGAGUUUCCAGAAGGGGGACAGUGUGGGUCUGAGGCUGGCGGGGGGCAACGAUGUGGGCAUCUUCAUCGCUGGCAUCCAGGAGGGCAGUCCUGCCGAGGAGGAGGGCCUACGCACUGGAGACCAGAUCAUAAAGGUGAAUAAGGUAGAGUUCCGAGGCAUCGUGAGAGAGGAGGCUGUUCUCUGUCUGCUGGAGAUUCCUAAAGGAGAGGACGUCACCAUACUGGCCCAGAGUAAACCUGAUGUCUACAAUGACAUCCUGGCGUCGGGUCGUGGAGACUCCUUCUUUAUCAGGACUCAUUUUGAGUAUGAGCGGGAGGCCCCCCAGAGCCUGGCUUUCUCCAGAGGGGAGAUCUUUAAAGUGGUGGACACCCUCUACGAUGGCAAGCUGGGCAACUGGCUGGCCAUCCGCACCGGCAAGGACAAACAGCUGCUAGAGAAGGGCAUCAUCCCCAACAAGAGCAGGGCUGACCAGAUGGCGAGCGUCCAGAACUCCCAUAAGGCCGCUGGGACGGACCGGGCUGACUUCUGGCGUCUGAGGGGUCAAAGGGCAGCCAAGAGAAAGGAGCUGAGGAAGAGCAGAGAGGACGUCAGCGCUACGCCCGUCGCCACACGCUUCCCCGCGUACGAGAGAGUCGUGCUCCGAGAGGCUGGUUUCAGACGUCCUGUGGUUCUGUUUGGACCUAUAGCUGAUGCAGCCAACGACAAGCUUGCUAACGAGCUGCCUGACCUGUUCAUCAUUGCCAAAACGGAGCCUAAAGAUGCCGGUUCAGAGAAAUCCUCAGGAGUAGUGAGACUCAACACCAUCCGCCAGAUCAUAGAGCAGGACAAGCAUGCCCUGCUGGAUGUGACUCCCAAGGCGGUGGACACUCUGAACUACAGCCAGUGGUACCCCAUCGUCAUCUUCUUCAACCCAGACAGUAAACCAGGAGUUAAGGCCAUGAGGCAGAGGGUGAUACCUGGAUCCAACCGCUCGGCACGCAAACUAUACGAACAAGCUGUCAAACUGAGGAAGACCUGUUCUCACCUCUUCUCUGCUACUAUUGAGUUGAACUCGGUCAACGAUGCGUGGUACGGCAGUGUCAAGGACUCUAUCAGAGAGCAACAGACUCAGGCUGUCUGGGUGUCUGAGGGGAAGGUAAACACACUCACCAUGGACCGAGAUCUCCAUGAUAACUUCCUGUUAUGUCAGCCAUGUCCCGACUACCUGAGCAUGGAUAGCCGACUGGCCAGUGACUAUGAUGACACGGUCGGACGAGGGGCGGGGCUUUGCUACGGAUCAGAUAGGACAAUGAACUUCCUUUUCAAUGCCCUGUCAGAUAGUGAUAACUUCCUUUCCUCUGAGCCCGUACUUGCAGAGGAGAUACUGCGCAGGUGCAGUCCAGAUAUCCGUGGUGGCAUCAGGAGGGUGGGCAGCAGGGAGGUGCUCAGCAGUGCCAGCCCAACACACGUGUUUGUACCUGACCCCCCCAAGGUGAAGCUGUUGUUCAGGGAUGAGGUAGUCCCUCCCAGGGGGGUAGUAGGGGCAUACGACCCCCCCCCCAGCCGUGGCUACGACUCCCACUCCUCCAGUCCUGCCAGCAACGACCCCCCUCCUCUCCCUCGCUCCCUCAACUCCUUCGGCAAGGCCAAGCCCCUGGCACUGCAGCCCCCCGUCACCCUCAAACCCUCCUAUAAUAUCCAGGACACCACCAGCAGCACAGCCCCAGUCACAGUGGCCCCUAUGGGCCCGGAGGAACCAGAGGAGAACCCUGAGGACCCCAGCCUCAGGUCAUUCCUGGGGAAAGUCAAGGCCUUUGAGAAGAUGGACCACUUUGCACGCGCUCAGAGGAUGCUGGAGCUGCAGGAGGCACAGAACGCCAGGUUGGAGAUAGCUCAGAAGCACCCAGAUAUCUAUGCUGUCCCCCUGAAGACCCAGAAACUGGACCACAGCCGGCCUCAGCCUAUAGGGUAGGAGCACAACAUGGGAGUGUUUUU